AUGAAUCUGGAAAAACUCAGCAAGCCAGAACUCCUAACACUAUUCAGUAUUCUUGAAGGAGAGCUUGAAGCAAGGGACCUCGUUAUAGAAGCUUUAAAGGCCCAACACAGAGAUACUUUCAUUGAAGAACGCUAUGGAAAAUACAACAUCAGUGAUCCUCUAAUGGCACUCCAGAGAGACUUUGAAACCCUAAAAGAGAAGAAUGAUGGCGAGAAGCAGCCAGUGUGCACCAACCCGCUCUCAAUUCUUAAGGUGGUGAUGAAACAGUGCAAGAACAUGCAGGAGCGCAUGCUGUCGCAGCUGGCUGCUGCUGAGAGCCGACACCGCAAGGUAAUUCUAGACCUUGAAGAAGAAAGGCAAAGGCAUGCACAGGACACAGCUGAAGGCGAUGAUGUCACCUACAUGCUGGAGAAGGAGCGAGAGCGGCUGACUCAACAGCUGGAAUUUGAAAAGUCCCAAGUGAAGAAGUUUGAAAAAGAGCAGAAGAAACUCUCCAGUCAGCUGGAAGAGGAGCACUCCCGCCACAAGCAGCUCUCCUCCAUGCUGGUCCGUGAGUGCAAGAAGGCCACCAGCAAGGCGGCGGAGGAGGGCCAGAAGGCGGGAGAGCUGAGCCUGAAACUGGAGAAGGAGAAGAGCCGAGUGAGCAAGCUGGAGGAAGAGCUGGCCGCCGAGCGGAAGCGGGGCUUGCAGACGGAGGCCCAGGUGGAGAAGCAGUUGUCGGAGUUUGACAUUGAAAGGGAACAACUGAGAGCAAAGCUGAACCGAGAAGAGAACCGGACCAGAACUCUGAAGGAAGAAAUGGAGAGCUUGAGGAAGGUAGUGAAGGAUCUAGAGGCUUUGCACCAGCAAAGUGGCCCCAGCGAGCAAGUGAAGAAACCAGUAACUGUGUCUAAAGGCACGGUAACUGAGCCGCCCGUGCUAGUGUCUGUAUUUUGCCAAACAGAGAGUUUUCAGGCAGAGAAGACACAUGGGAGCAGCACGACCAAGGUGACAACCACCGAGCUGCCUGGUCCCACCACUCCCACUUACUCUUAUGCAAAAACCAAUGGACAUUUUGACCCAGAAAUGCAGACUACCAAGGAGUUGAUUGCAGGCAGCAGUGUAGAAAACCAAGUGCCUCCACGAGAGAAGCCUGUGGAAUUGGCGCAAGAAAAAGCAGUAGAGAAUGGUGGGUGUCCUGUGGGAAUAGAGACACCAGUCCCAGCGCCUAGUCAUCUGCCUUCCAGUGGGAGCUCCCCAUCUCCCAGCAGCACUGCCUCUUCCUCUCUCACAUCCUCUCCUUGCUCUUCACCAGUACUAACUAAGCGUUUAUUGGGGUCAUCAGCCAGCAGCCCUGGCUACCAGUCAUCCUACCAAGUAGGGAUCAACCAGCGGUUCCAUGCAGCUCGGCACAAAUUUCAGUCCCAAGCAGAUCAGGACCAACAAGCCAGUGGUCUGCAGAGCCCUCCAUCCAGGGAUCUGUCCCCCACCCUCAUAGACAACUCUGCUGCCAAGCAGCUGGCCCGGAACACGGUCACUCAGGUGCUCUCCAGAUUCACUAACCAACAAGGACCAAUCAAGCCCGUGUCUCCUAACAGCUCUCCCUUUGGCACAGACUACCGAAAUCUGGCCAGCACUGCCAACGCGAGAGGUGACACCAGCCAUUCACCUACUCCAGGAAAGGUGUCCAGUCCUCUGAGCCCCCUGUCUCCAGGGAUCAAGUCCCCUACCAUCCCCAGAGCUGAGAGAGGAAACCCUCCACCCAUCCCACCCAAAAAGCCUGGCCUCACUCCCUCUCCAUCCACUACCAUGCCCCUGACCAAAACUCACUCCCAAGCAUCCUCUUUGGCCACUGCAGAAGACCUUGGUAGCAGCUGCUCUUCUAAUGCUAUUGUCACCAAUGGCAAGGAUGUUGAGAUACUUUUGCCUACCAGCAGCUAG
Rangifer tarandus platyrhynchus (Svalbard reindeer) is the source of this 1920-nucleotide messenger RNA. NCBI's taxonomy places the organism in Eukaryota, Metazoa, Chordata, Mammalia, Artiodactyla, Cervidae. The record is from the annotation of a GenBank genome assembly.